Molecule: messenger RNA, 2094 nt
Organism: Diaporthe amygdali
Lineage: Eukaryota; Fungi; Ascomycota; Sordariomycetes; Diaporthales; Diaporthaceae
Product: ino80 chromatin remodeling complex ies1-like protein
Exons: 2
Coding region: 1-2094 (697 amino acids)
Cellular component (GO): Ino80 complex
Source: RefSeq, a predicted model, not a curated record
AUGGCCGCCUCGCCAUCCUCCAGGGCGGCCACGCCCGACGAGCCUCCAAGCUCCCCUCCAGCACACAUCGCCCGCUACGAGAGGUCCUUCAUGACCAACGUCACCGAGGACGAAGACCGCUCCAAGAUGGGCACCCCCGAACCUGGCACGCGCCGUCGCGGCAGACACAAUGCCAACAGCCAGCCUUCUAUCGGCAAGGUCAGGCAUCUCAAGAAGGAUGACGGCGAGCCACUCUGGCGCGUCGAUAUCCAGUACGACUUCCUCAAGGCCGUCUUCGACAACGAGAAGCCAGUUUUCACCAACAGCUGGGAACCAAGCAAGCCGAAACAAUGCUUCGCCGACCUCUACAUCGACACCAUGUCGAGAAGCUCCAAGACCAGCAAGGUCCUGCGCGACAAACUGCUUAGCGAUCGGGAAGCCGCAAAGGGCAUGGCCAUGGUCUGUCUUCUGGUCAACAUCGGCCGGAUGAACACCACCCUGAAUUUCUUCCCAGAGAUGCGAGCUCAGCUACGGACGUACCAUGCCAUUCCAUCCCUCCAAGCACGCCAGGACCCAAACUCGUACAAGCAAUUGCAGGACGCUCCUAGGCUGAAGUCGAUACUGAAGGGUGGCUCAGAAGAUCGCGUGGAGCCUUCUACGCUGGAUGGCAUCAAGCAAAUGAACGUCCCCAGAACCAAUCCCGUGAAUCUCUUGUUUGUCAUCUGUGCUUCAGCUGCUAAGAUUGCUGAAUUACACUUUCCUCCUGGCGGCGAGUUCCACGAUCUUAUCAUGAAGACAGACACCAGCAGCACCUCAAGGGCUCGUGCUUUCUUGUGGAUCAUGUGGUUCUACCUGGAGUCAGACUUUACAGAGGAGGGCUGCAUGGAGAACCCUUUCGGCGAGGGUGUCGACUACGGCGUGGAUGUGGCCAAUCAAGGCGUGCCCCGUCUGGAGCAGUUAUCACGGACGGAGCAGGAAUACGAAAACGUCGAUACACAAGAAGAACUGGACUUCGGUCUUCAGAAGCAGGCCAUGAGGAAGAAGAUCAUCGAGGCAGACCAACAGUAUGCCAUCGAGUCUAAUACCAAGCGUGGAGCUGCGAGAGCACGAAUGUUCCCGGCCGGAGAAGAUGGUUCAACAAUGGGCAUCCUGCCUCGAAUCAGGCCCUCGAAGCACGAGUCCGACAUGGAUAGCGUCCGCUCGACUCCUCCGCCACGAGGUCCUGGUCGUCAUAAGGAUGGCAUUGGUAGCUCUCGCCGGGGUGGUGCGCCACUUAAGUACCAGAUAUUUGAGGGAUCAUCCCCUGGCGGUCCGCAGAUGAUCGAGGGAAUAGUGCCACGAAAGCCCAGGCCGCCAACGGCACACCAGAUAGCUGUCGAGCGCAACCGGUCUCAACGUGUUGAGCACAUUCUGGACCGCGGCAUCAGGAAGCGGCAUAAGAAGUCGCGUCGUCUCCGCAAAACGGAUGGCGCCAUCAUUCGAGCUGCAAAACGCGUGCUGCAAAUGGAAGAUCCGUUCGAGGACAGCGAGGGAGAUGAAAACGUCAGCGCAAUGAAGCAUCAUCUUUUGGUUGGCCCCGCAGCCUUCGCUCCCGGUGUCGAUCCUGUUACUGCAAGGAAGACAGCCUUCCGGGAAAGGGGCCUCGGUGGUCUGGUGUCCCUUGUCACUGAACAAGACGAUUUUGGCGAGGAGAUGGUUGCCUACUCAGCAGCGCUGCGCCGAGCCACCCGCCGUCUCGACAGAUGGGAGCGCUACAAUGGUCCCGAUGUUGGACCAGUGGCUACGAUCAAGAAGCCCAGGCCCGAACCCGCGAACGACGGUAGAGACCCCGACGAGACUGAAGAGGAGCUCGACGCAACAAACUUCAGCCUAGACGGGAGCUUGCUGGCGGCACCUAGGGGCCUGUCCCGGAGCAAGUCCAACGGCGUACCUGCCAGCUCCAACGGUGAUGUUGCCAUGGAGGACGCCGAGGAUCUCAACGAGGAAGAUAAAGAGCUCCUGGGUAUAGCGAGUGACCGUGAGGACGGAGAUGGCGAGGGAGACGCCGAAGACGAAGAGCUUGACGACAUAGAGCUUACUAUGCUCGGUCGAAAGGACGUCUCUGAUUCGGAGUAG